AUGGCCGGAGAACUGACGGACAAGAAGGACCGGGACGCAUCCCCCAUCAAGGAGGAGAGGAAGCGCUCCCGCUCCCCGGAUAGGGACCGGGAGCGCGACCGGGAGCGCGACCGGGACCGCAAGGGUUCCCCCUCCAAGGACAGGAAGCGGCACCGCUCCCGGGACAGGAGACGGGGCAGCCGGGCCCGGUCGCGGUCCCGCUCCCGGUCCAAGUCGCCUGAGAGGGAUCGCCGGCACAAAGAGCGCGACCGAGACCGGAGCAAGAAGGACCGGGACCGGGAGAAGGAUGGGCACCGGCGGGAUAAGGACAGGAAGCGGUCGAGCUUGUCCCCGAGCAGGGGCAAGGACUCAAAGUCCCGGAAGGAGCGGGACUCGCGGAAAGCGGAGGAGGAGGAGGAGAACGCUCUGAAGAAGGAGAAGGCCCAGCCCCUGUCCCUGGAGGAGCUGCUGGCCAAGAAGAAGGCUGAAGAGGAGGCGGAAGCCAAGCCCAAGUUCCUGUCCAAGGCGGAGCGGGAGGCCGAGGCCUUGCGGCGGCGGCAGCAGGAGGUGGAGGAGCGGCAGCGGCUGCUGGAGGAGGAGAGGAAGAAGAGGAAGCAGUUCCAGGAGAUGGGGAGGAAGAUGCUGGAAGACCCCCAGGAGCGUGAGCGCAGGGAGCGCCGCGAGCGCAUGGAGCGGGAGACCAACGGCACGGAGGACGAGGAGGGCAGGCAGAAGAUCCGGGAGGAGAAAGACAAGAGCAAAGAGCUCCACGCCAUCAAGGAGCGUUACUUGGGGGGAGUGAAGAAGCGGAGACGCACGCGGCACCUGAACGACCGCAAGUUUGUCUUCGAGUGGGAUGCAUCGGAAGACACGUCCAUUGAUUACAACCCCCUGUACAAGGAGCGGCACCAAGUGCAGCUGCUGGGCCGGGGCUUUAUCGCGGGAAUCGACCUGAAGCAGCAGAAACGGGAACAGUCGCGCUUCUACGGAGACCUGAUGGAGAAGAGGCGGACGCUGGAGGAGAAGGAGCAGGAAGAGGCCCGGCUGCGGAAGCUGCGGAAGAAGGAGGCCAAGCAGCGCUGGGACGACCGGCACUGGUCCCAGAAGAAGCUGGAUGAGAUGACAGACAGGGACUGGCGUAUUUUCCGCGAGGACUACAGCAUCACCACCAAGGGGGGCAAGAUCCCCAACCCCAUCCGCUCCUGGAAGGACUCCUCCCUGCCCCCCCACAUCCUGCGGGGGAGCUGGGAGCCCACCCCCAUCCAGCGCCAGGCGAUCCCCAUUGGCCUGCAGAACCGCGACAUCAUCGGCGUGGCCGAAACCGGCAGCGGCAAAACCGCGGCUUUCCUCAUCCCGCUGCUGGUGUGGAUCACCACCCUGCCCAAGAUCGAUCGGAUUGAAGAGUCGGACCAGGGUCCCUAUGCCAUCAUCCUGGCCCCCACCCGAGAGCUGGCCCAGCAGAUCGAGGAGGAAACCAUCAAGUUUGGGAAGCCGCUGGGCAUCCGCACGGUGGCCGUGAUCGGAGGCAUCUCCCGCGAGGACCAAGGCUUCCGCCUCCGCAUGGGCUGCGAGAUCGUCAUCGCCACGCCGGGACGUCUCAUCGACGUGCUGGAGAACCGGUACCUGGUGCUGAGCCGCUGCACCUACGUGGUGCUGGACGAGGCGGAUCGGAUGAUCGACAUGGGCUUCGAGCCCGACGUACAGAAGAUCCUGGAGCACAUGCCCGUCACCAACCAAAAACCCGACACCGACGAGGCCGAGGACCCCGAGAAGAUGUUGGCCAACUUCGAGUCGGGGAAACACAAGUACAGACAGACCGUCAUGUUCACGGCCACCAUGCCGCCAGCGGUGGAGCGCCUGGCCCGCAGCUACCUCCGUCGUCCGGCCGUGGUCUACAUCGGCUCCGCCGGCAAACCCCACGAGCGGGUGGAGCAGAAGGUCUUCCUCAUGUCGGAGUCGGAGAAGAGGAAGAAGCUGUUAGCCAUCCUGGAGCAGGGCUUCGACCCGCCCAUCAUCAUCUUCGUCAACCAGAAGAAGGGCUGCGACGUGCUGGCCAAGUCCCUGGAGAAGAUGGGGGUGAGUCCGGGCUGA
Nipponia nippon (crested ibis) is the source of this 2070-nucleotide messenger RNA. Lineage: Eukaryota; Metazoa; Chordata; Aves; Pelecaniformes; Threskiornithidae. The record is from RefSeq and is a predicted model, not a curated record.